CACGUGACAUAUGUACAGUGAGGACUGGUGUACGUAAACUUGUGUGUGUAAUUUAUGUUUGUUCUUAGUAAUAAGUCGUAGAGAGAAGCACACAAAUGAGAAAAAAAAGCUGGUUGGAGCCCUUGUUAGACCGUAUUGCACAAAAUUCUACAACAGUGGUGUGUCCAGUAAUUGAUGUAAUCAAUGAUGAUACAUUUGAGUACCACUUCAGGGACUCUAGUGGUCUGAACGUUGGUGGAUUUGACUGGAAUCUUCAGUUUAAUUGGCAUGGAAUUCCAGAAAGAGAGAAGAAACGUCGCAAGCAUCCAUGGGAUCCUGUCUGGUCUCCAACUAUGGCAGGAGGAUUGUUUGCCAUUGAUAGGAAGUUUUUUGAAAAACUGGGAACUUAUGACAGUGGGUUUGAUAUAUGGGGAGGAGAAAACUUAGAACUUUCUUUUAAGACAUGGAUGUGUCAUGGGACAUUAGAGAUAGUACCUUGUUCUCAUGUGGGCCACAUCUUUAGGAAGAGAAGCCCUUACAAGUGGAGAUCAGGGGUGAAUGUGUUAAAGCGAAACACAGUUCGAUUGGCAGAAGUGUGGCUAGAUGAUUAUGCUAAGUAUUACUACCAAAGGAUAGGCUAUGACUUGGGUGAUUUUGGUGACAUAAGUUCAAGAAAGGAGCUAAGAAAACAGCUGAAAUGUAAAAGUUUUGAUUGGUAUAUUAAAAAUGUUUACCCUGAACUUUUUGUACCUGGAGAUGCAGUGGCUUCUGGAGAGAUUCGUAACUUAGGUGAAGGAUCCAGCACGUGCCUUGAUAGUCCUGCUCGUAGAGACGACCUUCACAAACCUGUAGGUCUCUACCCAUGUCACAGGCAGGGUGGCAACCAGAAUCACAGUAUUCAGCAUGGCAGCAGUCGCAAAUGUCUAGAAAUGGCACCAGAUAAACAACACGUGCUCAUGAAGGAAUGUACAGAAAGCCCUCUUCAACAGUGGAAGUUCCAGAAUUAUAACCCGUCCAAUGCAGCAAAAGCAUAAAUCUAGUCCUAGAAAACUGAGGAGGUCAGAGGUCCUACAGCAAUGUUACAAUAAUGUAACACAUUCAUAUGAUAUAAGGAUUUUUCAUUCCAAUUGCAAAUCAAAAAGAUUUUGAUUCUGGCUAGUGUUCUAAAACUACUUACCUGGGGUGUUGAGGGAAAAUGCUAUGGCAAAAAGAAUUUCAUUGUCAAGCCAUCUGUGUUAGUCAAACAGCACCAGAAGUGCCCUUCUGAACUCUUGGUAAUUAUGUUUUGAAAGUUACAGGAUUAA
Molecule: messenger RNA, 1283 nt
Organism: Limulus polyphemus (Atlantic horseshoe crab)
Lineage: Eukaryota; Metazoa; Arthropoda; Merostomata; Xiphosura; Limulidae
Product: putative polypeptide N-acetylgalactosaminyltransferase 9
Exons: 7
Coding region: 96-1013 (305 amino acids)
Cellular component (GO): Golgi apparatus
Source: RefSeq, a predicted model, not a curated record